AUGCCUGAUUUAGAACUCAUAAAUGGAAGUGAUGGUGUCGGAGAAGCGGUACGCGCCUCGGUAACUAAUCUCCGUACCGCAGGCUCUACUACGAUACAAGUUGAUGCCGUGACAAAUUGGCCGGCUAAAUUUAUUGCCACCGCUGGCUCUCUGUUAUCAGACGGUACGCUAGACCCCUCUACAGCUCUUGUAUUUGAGGGUAGUCUAGAUGGUUCAGAUAUAUCUAUAGACGCGAUAGCUCCUGGCUACACGGAUCAGGGCAACACCGUCAGCGAUAUAGUGGUAAUCAAGCCGGCUACUCAUUGGUCUGACAAUUUGCAGGACUUAUUAACUGUUACUCUCGAUACAGACGGCACCCUUAAGACUGACGCGGUAGAUGUUACCGCCGUAUUAGCUGAUGAAGUGGUUACUGGCGCUAAGAUUACUGCUACGGAUGGCUUGUUGAGAAACGCUUACUACUAUACUUAUGACGGUACAGAUAUAUUCAUCAAUGGCGUUGACCAAAAUAACGCAUCUAAUGCUAUUACAUGGACGAAGCCAUCAGGACUCAAGUUUAUUGAGGUUGAAGUUCAAGCUGGUGGCGGUGGCGUUGGUCUAGCGGGUUCAACUGUUGGCGGUGAAGCAUCGGAAGCAUCUGGUGGCGGGGGCGGUGAAUACGCGAAGAUUAAGAUAGCAGCGGCAUCUCUUGGCUCAACAGAGACAGUAACCGUUGGAGCUGGUGGAGCUGCAGGAACUUCUACGAAUAAUGGUGGUACAGGUGGCACAAGUAGCCUUGGGACGCUCGUUACUGCUGUUGGCGGUAGCGGCGGUCAAUAUAUGGCAGGUGCAUCAGGUAGUUUGUAUAACCUCGGUGGUCUUGGCGGAAGUGGCGGUACGGGCACAGCUAACUUACGCAUCCGCGGUGAUGACGGUGGGGCAGCGAGUGUUAGUGGUGGUACAACCUUCGGUUAUGGACGAAAAUCAUUUGGCGGCGGCUCACAUCUUGGUAGUUCUGUCUUUCCGACUGGUAGCGCAUCAGAGUCAAACUCUGUUGUUGGACGCGCUUAUGGAGGCGGUGCUGCGGGAGGUAGGAAUCCUGCAUCUACUAGCGCUAAAGCUGGUCAAAUUGGUGGCGCUGGAAUUGUUAUCAUUAAAGAAUACUUCUAG
Messenger RNA from Sycon ciliatum, 1146 nucleotides. RefSeq names its product PE-PGRS family protein PE_PGRS30-like. NCBI's taxonomy places the organism in Eukaryota, Metazoa, Porifera, Calcarea, Leucosolenida, Sycettidae. The record is from RefSeq and is a predicted model, not a curated record. The coding region runs from base 1 to 1146 and encodes 381 amino acids. The transcript has a single exon.